Lotus japonicus is the source of this 571-nucleotide messenger RNA. RefSeq names its product H/ACA ribonucleoprotein complex subunit 3-like protein. The coding region runs from base 127 to 321 and encodes 64 amino acids. The transcript is spliced from 4 exons. Gene Ontology annotation, biological process: positive regulation of telomerase RNA localization to Cajal body; rRNA pseudouridine synthesis; ribosome biogenesis. The record is from RefSeq and is a predicted model, not a curated record. NCBI's taxonomy places the organism in Eukaryota, Viridiplantae, Streptophyta, Magnoliopsida, Fabales, Fabaceae. Gene Ontology annotation, molecular function: box H/ACA snoRNA binding; telomerase RNA binding. Gene Ontology annotation, cellular component: box H/ACA telomerase RNP complex; box H/ACA snoRNP complex.
UAACCUUUUUUGAAGAUAGAAAAUGCUAUAAAAUCAAUCGCACGAAAGCUUAGGGUUCCAAUAUUCCAACACUCUCGCUCACUCAAUUGCCUACGUCGCCACCGCCGUGAUAAGCUAUCAGCAACCAUGUAUCUUCAGUUUUAUAUAAAUGACAAUGGUGACAAAGUUUACACCACUAAGAAAGAGUCACCAGUUGGGUUGGCUACACAAUCUGCUCAUCCAGCUCGGUUUUCACCUGAUGACAAAUUCUCAAGGCAGAGAGUUCUUUUGAAGAAGCGAUUUGGAUUGUUACCAACCCAGCAGCCACCUCCUAAGUACUAGGCGAUAUACAAGUUCAGUUUGUUCGUGUUAAGUAUUUUCCUUCCGUGCUUAGCCGUGGUUGUUGAUCUGGUGCUGGUAGAGGGGUAGAAAUUGAGCCAAUUAUGUUUUUCUUUCUUAACCAAUUACUUUAAAAUUUGGCUCAAAUAUUAGCAUGAAGUGACGAGUGUUGUAAUUCACUAAUGGAUACUAAGUUGAUGUUUGCAGUUAGUAUACUGUUCUAAAGACUAUUUGAAUUCUAUUGUUUCUCCCA